CGACCAGCAACCACAUCACAUCACAUCACAUCUCUCUCUCCUCUCCAUCGGAAUCUGUCCAGUCCACGACUCACGCAUUCACCAUGUCUCUCAAGAACGACGCUUUCCCUUCCUCCGCCGCUUUCGACGUCAUCAACUCAGUGCUCCAGUCCGACGAGGCUGAGCGCAAGGACGCCGUCAAGAAGGGCGGCGCCGUCUUCGCUUUUAACCUCACCAAUGCCGAGGGCAAGCAAGAGGCCUGGUACAUUGACCUCAAGAACACGGGCGAAGUUGGCAAGGGUUCCGCUCCCGCUGGUGGAAAGGCCGAUGUCACCCUCACUCUCUCCGACGAGGACUUCGGCUCCCUCAUCUCCGGCAAGGCCAACGCUCAGCGUCUCUUCAUGGGCGGCAAGCUCAAGAUCAGGGGCAACAUCAUGAAGGCAACCAAGAUGGAGCCCAUCCUCAAGAAGGCCCAGACCAAGGCCAAGUUGUAAAUGCGAUUUCGCAUCAUUGCGGGGUCUUGUCCUUCCCCUGUUUUUCAGCUGGUCAAUGGAUUUCAGUGAAAUGAGGGAGUUGGAAUAGAGGAGGCAGAAAAAGCUUCAGGGGUAGAGAGGAAUACGUGUUCCUGAGUUCAUCCAAAGAGAAGACGAGGGACGGUCUACAGGCUAUGAAUUCUUAUGACUUGCCUUCCUAUUCUCUUACUGUUUUGGUUGCGACCAUAUAUUUGAUAUCGGUCUUGUAUAGUACUCCGGGCUUGGUGCAGUGAGAGCCAUCUCAUCAGUCUUGGGGGUUUUUCUUGCUGCAUGCAUACAUUUCUUGCUCCAUGCAUGCAAUAAAUGAAUCAUGA
Paecilomyces variotii is the source of this 826-nucleotide messenger RNA. RefSeq names its product SCP2 sterol-binding domain-containing protein. Lineage: Eukaryota; Fungi; Ascomycota; Eurotiomycetes; Eurotiales; Thermoascaceae. Bases 84 to 473 code for a protein of 129 amino acids. The transcript has 3 exons. Gene Ontology annotation, cellular component: cytosol. The record is from RefSeq and is a predicted model, not a curated record.